CCGAUUUGGUGCUUCACUUGGGUUGAUGAAUUUGAGCUGAGUGACUCACCAGUCUCUAGUUAUUUUCAUCCAUGAUCAGCCAGAUUUUGGUGAAACCCCGUUCCAACUCAGCCAGAUUUGCGGCUUUGCCUGUUUCAACAUUUGAGGAUAUCGCUUACGCAGCGAAGGCCACUUCUGGCCAGCGCAGCUGGAGGAUUGCCAGUUGGCUCUGCAGAUGAUGCGCCACGACGCAACGCAGAUGGGUUUUCAAGCGAGCAAGAUCGGCGUUUUGGGCUUCUCCGCUGGGGGCCAUUUGGCCUCCGUGGUGGCCACAGCGUCCGACGUGCCGCGACCUGCCUUUCAGGUGCUGAUCUACGCCACGACGGAUGUGGAAACUCCCGCGUGGGACCCCUGGACGGCACGGCUGGGUUUUCCGGGCGUGGCCUACAACACCGUGCCGCGCCUGGAUCGCAAGACGCCACCCGUGUUCGCCGCGGUGAGUACUGAGGACGAUGUCACCUCCUAUGAGGAAAAUACGCGGCCAUAUUUGGAGGCUUGUCGCCGCCAUGGCGUGAAGACUGAGUUGGUCUAUGCCAACAUGGGGCCGCACGGCCAUCCCAUGUCCGACCUCUGGACUUCGCCCUGUGAAGCCUGGCUGCGCGCCAAUGGCUGGGCACCAAAUGGCCGCAGUCUGGCGUUCCGGGUCCAAGCCCUGCUGUGGCGCUUCUUGGGGUGCCUGACAGACCCAGAGGCCUGGCUGGAACCCAUGUUCCUGGCAACGGCGGAAGUGGCGGCCUUUUAUGGAGCAGGAUCGCUGGGAGCCGAUGGCGAAUCCACUACUUGGAUGAUUCAAGAGGACGGCCUCUUUCGCAGCUCUUCCAAUGUGAACGCCUUGCAGCCCUGGAACCGCGAGCGGUUGCACCUGCAGCAGGGGGGACUGGAGCGGUCCCGAGAUCCCAAAGAUCGAACUGCGGAUGAGCUGCGCACGGACGACUCCCGGGACGUGCUGAGCAGCGGCAUGGCGACGCCCAAACUCCAGCCCUUAGAGGACGUUUUCUGGCUGAACAAGCUGGGGCUACGAUUUCGCUCGCAGGUGAAAUCGAAAAGGCGGCAUUUGGUGGCCAGUCAACUCUACGAGCUGCGUUUGGACAUUUGCCGUGUGUCCCUCUUCAGGGUUCCCACAUCUCGAGAUUUAGUCCGCCUCAGUGCUCUGGAUGCCUUGGACAGUCGCGAGAGCCGUGCGGCUGGCGAGCUGCAGGAGCUCUACCAUCGAUACCAACGCGAGAUCGAGGGUGAUGUCUUGGUACAGCUUGAGCUGCGUCUGGACGCUUUGGUGGAGCACGGCAAGACGCUGCGUGCCACACUCUUUGAGGAAGAAUCCAAGGAGCGUAGCAACUCCUUGCCACAAGCGCGUGAGGCAUAUCGGAACCACCUGCAGGAGCGACAAAAGCUUCGUUCCAGGCGCGAUGAAAAGGAGGCACAUUUCGAACAGAUCUGUAAGAACCUCUACGCCAAAUGGCGUGAACUGAGGCAGAUCCGACAGGACUACGGCUUCACAUCCACACCUUGGCGUCUCACCGCACAAGCGCAGGAGCAUGAGUCCAGCAGCGAUGGCGAGCGCAAGGCCAGAAACAUUGAUGCGGAGGUGGAAGAGAUGAGUUAUUUGCAAGGCCUGCCUGUCGAGCGUUUGAGGGACCAACUUCAAAAUAAGUGGGAUGCCGGCAAACGCCCUGCAGGCGCGCCAUCCUAUCGCUUUGAUCUCUCCGCCACCACGCAGUUGACCUCAACGGAGGUCCUGCGAUCGCGUGCCUUGGAUGGAAUCGUCGGCGAGGCGGAAGCCAUCUUGGCCUCAGAGGAGCUGCAGCGCCGGAAGUUGGUCUCCCGCGCGCGGCUUCGCGUGGAGUGCCGCGUGCAGAAUCGCGUGGUCGGCUGCAGCCCGUCGAUUCCCAUCAGCUGGGAGACCGCUGGCACGUCCGCGGCAGUCGCGUUGCUGGAAGAGGCCAGCCUACCUGGGUCCCCCGAAAGCCUGCGACCUGUACAUAGUUUCAAUUUGGCGGUGCAUGUGAUGCCUCAAAACCUCUCCUUGGUGGUUUAUGUCUCUGCCGGAGGCCUUUGGAAUCGCUGGCAUGCUACACAGGAGGUGGAGGUGGACCUCCCAAGCCUGGGAAAAGUGACUCACGCGGCUGUGCUUGACCAGCGCUUGUUGUUUGGGCCAGACGAUGAUGAUGGUGCCUUGUCGAGUUUUCGUGGGGAGGUCGCCGUGUGCGUCUCCUGGCCUGGGGAAGGACGUGACUCUGUUGUACCGCCCACGGCACCCCGCAUGGAAGCGGUGGAACGUCCAGCGUCCACCAGUUGCUGGCCCCGCAGACGACAGGAGGACGGAGAACGAAAGAAGGUGGAUGAAGAGGAAUUGAGUUUAAAGCCCUUGGGUGACAAGGCGUUGAUUGAAGAGACGCACCUCCGACGGCGACGCAAAGGCUCAGAGGCGGAUGACGGGUCCAGACGUUCCCUACGCAUCGAAAAGUUGCUGAUGCGCAUGGAACGGGAAGGCAUGGAUUCGGAGAUUAAAGUCGUGCCGGGCUUCGAAGAUGAAGCGCGGCGAGAGGAGCUGCAGAAGCUGGAGGUGAAGGUGGAAGCCGCACAGAAAGAGACUGUGCACCAGAUGGAGUUCCGCAAGAGGAUUCAGGAGCGAACACGUCGCAUGUCGACGGUGAAGACCCACAUGUCCUACAAGAGCAUAGUGAGAGAACAUGGCGAAGAGGCCGAGGAGGGCAAUCUGCUUGAGAUGCUGGAGCGGUUUCAGAAGCUCUUCCAGCCGAAGCACACCUUGCGCCCCAGCGGCCAGCGCCGGAAGUUCGAGAACGCCGUGCGCAGCAUUCGGGUGCAUGUCUCGGUGGCGAAAGUCUAUGAGGCUCCGUUGCGGAUUGACAACGGAAGUGGGCCUUCGGCGCCGGCGGCCCCACCCUUGCCAGGUUUUGGCUACAACCGCGCAGGUGGAGGAUUCGCCCCGCUGUCGGCCACCAGUGCGGUGUUCAGCACGAUCGGGGAUGGAGUGCAGCAGCAGCAGCUGCCGGAAAUCGUCAUUGAACUCACCCUGCAGGAUUUCCAGGGCAACUUGCUCUUUCGGCGCACGGAAAAAACCACCAAGUCCACCGAUCCGGACAUCAACCAGAUCUUGGAGCUGCCGUUGCAAGCCGCAGGUGUACCUGGGCAGGAAGAGCUGACGCAAGAGAAUCUGACCAAAUACACCGGUGAACUUACAAUCAACAUUUUCGAUGAGUUGACUCAGAAUCUACGUGGCAGCGGAAAGGAGCUGCGUAUUCGUCGACAGCUUCGCCACCUGGGCCGUUUCGUGCUGCCCUGGUCCACGUUGUAUUCAGCGAAGUGCAGUUUGAAAGGCAACUUCCUGGUGGAAGAGCAUCCGGUGCUCUUCGGGUAUCGCCCAAAGGUCAGAAAGAAACCGCCCACAGCUUUGGUGGCUUCAGGCGUACCGGCGCCACCACCACCGAAGGAGUCGCCCAAGCCCAUGGUCCUGGCGUUGGAUGUCACAGUAGAUCCACCUCUGGAACAUCCCACGCGAGUGCAACCGCAGAUGACUUUGGGAAAGGAAACCAACAUGAUGUUGAAACAUAUCCAGAAAUGGCACGACUCCUUGAAAUCAAAGCAUGACACCCGAAUCUUGGCCUUGGGCAUGGACGUGGAUGGACGCUCUCGCCUCAUUUGCCGCUACGUCCGGCCUCAGAAGCCUCCAGAGCACAUUGCAGCGGAAGAUCCUUUUGCCAUCGAAAUGGCUGCACGCUACGUUGCCCUCGUGCCCUCUUUGCAGGAUAAUGAGAUGUGGAACGUGGACGACUUAUGGUGCACUGACCAAGAGUUUCUCGACAUCCAAUGCGGUGAUUGGGAGGAGCACUGCAUCUUGCUAUGCAACUACUUCAACUAUAUCGAUCGACUGAGACGCGAUCGUGUAGCUGGUUUUAGCGCCACGGAUAUCCAGUCCUAUUGCGUCCUAUGUGACCUGGUUCCCGAGGGAGAAGCCGUGGUGGUGCUCCGACAGGAGAAAAGCUCUGGUAACUGCGAGUUCUGGCAUGCCCUGCAGGGAAAAUGUUUCGCUCUCCCAGCCAGUAUGCAGAUUGCGAAUAGUUGGAGUUUGUGCCCUGGCCGCCCAGCAGCUGAUACCGAGGAAUCGCUGGACACUGGACCCAAGGUCCUGACGGAGGCCUCAUCGACAAUUCCCAUCCGCAAAGUUCAUAUGGUAUUCAAUGCUGAGAACGUGUGGGCCAACCUACAACGCGAGAGUAGCCGCGAUACGCAUAAGGGUGUGGCCGCCAUGAGCUGGAAUCUCUCGGAUCAGCGACGCUGGAAGCCUUUGUUCCGCCGCGGCGAGCUGCGACGGCUCAGCGGCCAAGCGACCCCCGAAGGGGAAGAAGCCGCCGAUUUCUCCCGCAGCUGGCAGUUGGAGGAGCCUUCUGAAGCGCUCAAGUAUCAGCCGGUGGACGUGGGACAGGCUUCGAAGCUUGAGAGCAUGCUCCAAAAUCAGUUGGAACAAGACAUCAUCGGUCAUCGAGCUGGGCUCAAGGGCGAAGGUCUGGAAAAUUACAGCACCAGCUUCAACCACGUCAUUGGAGAGAAGCUGGGGCAACUGCUGGAGAAGCUGGAGAUGUUUUCCAAAUGUUCACGACGGCAUGGUGGGGUGCAGUCCGUCUUCCCUCUGAGGUCCUCGGCAGUUCCUCCCAUCACGCGGGAGGCCAUCGAGGAACAGAUGAACGACAUCGAGAACGACUUCCGCAUGGUCGGCCGACCGGGGCGAACGAUUUUCGGGGUGCCAUUCAACGAGCCAUACAAGGACUACAGUUUGAUCUGGGACACCGUGAAGCAGUCCCGGAUCGUGGAGCUCGGUGGCGAUCGCGCUGACUACGCGCUGAAGGUGAAGGUGUUCCCCUACGCAUCCGGAGUCUUGAGCAUUUGGGUUUUCAUUGCAAUGGCAAUGGAUCAAGAUUGA
Cladocopium goreaui is the source of this 4978-nucleotide messenger RNA. NCBI's taxonomy places the organism in Eukaryota, Dinophyceae, Suessiales, Symbiodiniaceae. The record is from the annotation of a GenBank genome assembly.